UGGAGACUUACUUCCUGCCUCUUCUGUGUUUUCUGUUUCUCACAUUAGCUCUCUAAACCCAGCUCCCCAAGCAAGUAUUUCUACCUUGCAAGCUGCUUACAGCAGCUGGAUGCCUUUUCUGAAAGAAACCAACCCCAGACAAAACUGUCCCAGCCCUUGCAUUUAUGCAGCUGCUAAUUUGACCCUAAUCCAUUUUAAAAGGAGAGGGCUGGUGGGUGAGGAUGGAGUCAGAGCAGGGAGGUCCUCUCUUGCCGGCAUGCCUACAGUGCCGACAGAUCCGCUUUCCCAUGGGAGAAUUUUAACUCUCCCCUGAUGGCUUCAAAGCUGAUUAUUUCUGGCUUCCUGGUUGUGCUUCAGCGGUGGGUGACUGAACAUCGUCUUCGCUGCGUCACUGUGAUAGCAGUAAUGUGAAGUUUAAUGAGCACUUGCAAAGUCGUAUAGCAGGGAAGGAACUGCCAUGCCCAUGGGAAUCUUCCGGGUGUGCCUAGUGGUGAUUACAGCUAUCGUCAACCACCCGCUCCUCUUCCCUAAAGAGAAUGGCACCAUCCCUGAGAAUGCAGAAGAAAUCAUCCAGAAGAUGAAGGAGCGGGAGGAGAGCCUUCGGCUGGAGAAGUUGCGCUUAGAGCAGGAAAUUGCAGAGCAGGAAGCCACACAUAAGGCUCUGGAAAAGGCUGAAGUGAUAGUAGAGGAAAGCAAAGAGGGAAAAGUCCAAUGGGAUAUGUGGACUGCCCUUUCCAUGGUCAUCUUCCUGCUGAUUGAGCUCUGGAGGCAGGAUUUCCAGGAAGGGAAUUGGCAGGACACAGGAGGAGAAGAGGAUGACAUGGCUGUCCUGGGGAAAGCAUUUAAAGGAGUGGCCUUCCCUGACAAGGCCAUCUUGGCCAGCUUCUAUGAGAAGCGCAUCUUGGGUACCACUGGAGACAUGGCCAGGAUGCGGGAGAUGGUGGAAGGCUUUGCAGAUGACUUGCUGGAGGCCUUGAGGAGUGUUUGCAACCGAGAUGCUGACAUGGAAGUGGAGGACUGCAUGGGUGUGGGGAGCAUGUAUGAAAAUUGGAGGGUGCGUAAACCUUUUGUCUGUGAUCUGAUAGUGCCUUUUGCCCCACCAGAGCCAUACUGUUUUCAGUCCCAGACCUGGUGCUCUGGUGAUUCUUUUCCCCCCGAUGAGCAAGGUUAUGGCACUAUCAAGGUAUGCAGGGCAGAUGAGGAUGUGACAGGUUGCAUCUGUGACAAGACUAAACUAGGGGAAGAUAUGCUGUGCCUCCUCCAUAGCCAAGCCAAUACUACCAGGCUCAGCAGUGAGAUGGAAGACCUCUUGUGUUUCAAAAAUACACAAUAUCUGGAUGCUGACCAAGUCAUGAAGUGGUUCCAGAUUGCAGUCACCAAGGCCUGGAACAGAAUCUCCCACAAGUAUGAAUUUGACCUUUCUUUCAGCCUCCUGGACUCACCAGGAGCCCUGAAGAUAAAAUUUAGAUCAGGGAAAUCGAUUGCCUUCAAUCUCACCCCUGUGGUGCAGUAUGAGAACUCUGAUGUUUACUUCAUCUCUCAUUUCCCUCGAAGUGGCCUGGCAACAGACCUCUCCUCCAGCACUCACUGGUUUCUCACCUUCGCAGUGUAUGAGAGGAGGUUCAUCCAGCUGGUCUCCAAAACACUGCCUGUCAACGCCUGCCAUGUCAGCUGCCUGCAGAUCCUCUCCUUCCUCCAUGGGAAGCAGUGCAGCCUCACAGGUCCAAGCGGGCUUACCAACUACCACCUGAAGACAGUGAUGCUGCAUCUCCUGCAGGCACGUCCCAGUCAGGACUGGGUCCCAGAGAAGCUGGAGGCCCGUCUACAGGACAUGCUGAAAUUCCUGGAGAAAUGUUUGCAUGAAAAGAAGCUCUAUCACUUCUUCAUUGGCAAUGGGAAGGUACCAGCAGAGCUGGGCUUCCCCAUCAUAUUCCAGAGGGCUGAGCCUCUCAACCUUUUCCGUCCCUUUGUGCUACACAGGGACAUUUACAGGAAGACAGUGGACACGUUCCACGAGAUGCUCAGGAACACGUCUGCACUGAUAAAUGAGUACACGAUGCACAUUCCCCUUGCACAAACCAAUGGAAUCCAUAAGGAAUCCCUUUAACCAAAGCCAGCAGGAAAACACUUGUUCCUCUAAGCACAAGUACAGACGGCAGCUUUCCAAAGCCUCCUGGAGAGAACUGACUUUGCCAGUACCAGCUUCUUGUCUGCAGCUGAACCAGCCCUGGGCCAUGGUUUCUGCAGCAAAGGAGAGGGGAUGGGGGGAAGAUAGGGAAAAACUGGAAGACAUGGUAUAAAAGUUUCUGCCCCACUGGUGUGCUGCCUGGAUUUUACACAGCUAAGAAUAUAUUUUUCUAUUGUGCAUCAGUCAUGCUACAGUGGUGGUAAGCAACAGAUGUGAGUAAUUCAUUCAGCUGCCUGCAGUGGAAGUGGUGGUGGUAGCCAAAUACUUCAUUUCCUUUGGAAGGGGGAGAUAAGAAAAGGGUGGAGGAAUCGGAGACAGGAUCCUGCGUGCUUGCAGGGGCUCUGCCACCAGUGGGAAGUGUGGCAUAAGACUGGACGCUGAUGUGAGGAGGAGGAGGACCAUGCGCAAGAUCUGGACUAGAUGGAGAUCCUAAAUCAACCACAGCUCUUUAAUCAAAAGGGAACUGUGGUUAUUUAAAAAAACCUUCUUAAUAGGACUUGGAGCUUGUCCUGUCCUUCAGAAACACCCCUGCACAUUUUUCCCUGGGGAGGAUGUAGCAGAGCAGGCAGCAGGGUCUCUGUCUUCAGACCAUUUCAUUUGAGUCUUCUGUUUUCUUCAUGGUAACACGGCUAGCAGGUUAUAUUCCUGGCCAUUUUCCAUGGAUAAAUGGACAGGAAACUUUUUUUACCUUAGAUAAAAGAGAGAAACACCAUUAUUCUGGCGUUUUGGUUUAUUUGUUUUCUUUACCUCAGGGCAGCAAGGCUGUGAACAGCCAAGAGAGAAAGAACUGCUGCAGGUUUUGCUUUCAUAGAAGAAGCAGUUCUCCAAAAUUAUCCUGUAAUAAAUUCAAUCUCAGCACUCUGGUAGCAGGAGGGAACAAUCACCCUCCAAAUGAGAGUGUGACUCUCCCAGCAUGUUUUUAAUGAGGCCAAGGCCAGCAGGAUGGCUCUGAAUUCAGGGGAGGGAAUGAAAGUGGUGCACAUGCAGCAGAGCUUGGCAGCACUGGCUCUGCAGCUGCCUUGUAGUUUGUGUCACAUCCUUUCUGCCCCCAGAUACCCAGGCAAAAGCUACCUGUUUGCCUCCAUAUAGGGUCUCCUCAAUCCUUUUAAAGACCGCUGCUCUGAUGAGGCUCUGAUGCGCUGCUGCUAGCAGACUGUCAUUUGCUGAGCCAGGAAUGCCAUGGGGAAAUGACCGCUUCUGCAGGCUUUCAAGCCAGGAGAGAAUCUCAAGGCAUGUGCUAAAAAACCCGGUGCAGAAAGGGAGAUGCCUGAACUCCCUCAGGAAGCAGCAUGUCAGUGCUGUGCCAGUGGGCUGCCCAGCCCUGGCGAGGUGGCUUUGCUGGAGGAAAAGGCUCAGUAGCUCCUCACCCUCUUUCAUGUGCUUCAUGCAGGAUCCAAACCAGGGCCUCAGUGCAGAUCUGCUUUGUGCUGGUCCUGGAAUCCUGGCUUUCAGUGCUAAGGGGCCUUAAGUCUUACCAUUUUCUUACACUAGGGUUUCCUGCUGUGUUUUACACUAGGGCUUCUCUGAAUUCUGUUUACAAGAGGGUAAACAGUUCUGGGUGGUAAGACCCAUCAGGGAUGUUACCGUCACUCCACAGGUCCCUUUUUAUCAGUCCUCUCUAUCACACGCAUCAGAGAGAAGAUUUAAUUCUGUAUCACUACUAGGGACACAUAGAGCAUGAGGCUUAUAAUCGAGCUUGUUGAUAAGCAAACUUUCCACAGAUGUGUCCUUUCCUCCCUUUUCCUGGUAAAAACCAUUUCACUACCUCCUUGAUGCCUGCUCUUGUCUGUUCCUUCACCAGCGAGGGACGUUCCAUGCACAAAGGCAGAGAAAGCUGUAACUCCCGUUUCCACACGUGUUCUGUAAGAAAGCAGAGGUGAGGACAGGGAACUCCCUGCUCAAAUUGCUGUUCUCCUUGGCUUUUAUUAUCAAUACUAUAGGGUGGUUAAGUAAUAUAUCUGAGCAGAAUGUAAGGGGUAGGAAGCAAAAUGGGAGAGAAGAGGCUGGUGGGUAAUGCCAGUAGCAACGACUCUCGGAUCAUCAGUGCUUUGCUUCAGCACCCUUGGCGAUGAGCCCCUGGGAGACUGCCAGGGCUGGCAGAACAACAGGGCAGGACUAAUUGCUAACGCUAACAACACUAACCUGUAAGCCCUUGGCUUUCAUUAGUCCAACCAAGCCAGCCUUCCCCAGCAGGAAAGAACAGGAGCAAUCUCAGGGGACACAACAAGCAGGUAGUGACAAGCAGAGGUACAGGGAGAGUGGGUGAAUACUGGAGCCUGGAGGCUACAUUGGAAGCUGUGGAAGCUGUUAGCAAACCCAAGCAAUCUACCAUUUUUACCUGCCCAGGUUCACUGUACGGUGCCUGUGGCAGAUCCAGCUUUGCAUGGGCUGGUGGCAGGCAGGUCAUGCUGAAGCAGUUGUGGUUGGAGUUUCUUCUAAACGUGUUCCCAGCCCAGCCAGAAAGAAAUAAAGAUUUCUCUGCCAUUUCCUGUCAGGAGUCUAAAUUUAGACUGUCCAAAGAACAGAAACGAAUUUGUGACCCAGGUCGCUCAGGAAAUGACAUUCAGGGUUGAAAAAUAACUUCUAUAUAAGGUUGAACAGCGGGAGGAUGAGAAGAAAGGGCUGUUGAGCAAAAUAAGGUAACUCCCCUGUUAAAAUGUCAGAACAAAGCUUUGUAACGCCAGUCCUACGGGCUUGUAAACAUGCCUAAACUCGUCUUCACACAGCUCCAAGCACUGCUGCUCAGACUCAAAGGGAACCUAAACUGAUAAGUGGAUUAAAUCUUUUUUUCUUCA
Messenger RNA from Falco peregrinus (peregrine falcon), 4983 nucleotides. RefSeq names its product inositol 1,4,5-trisphosphate receptor interacting protein (gene ITPRIP). NCBI's taxonomy places the organism in Eukaryota, Metazoa, Chordata, Aves, Falconiformes, Falconidae. Gene Ontology annotation, molecular function: protein kinase inhibitor activity. Bases 458 to 2107 code for a protein of 549 amino acids. Gene Ontology annotation, cellular component: membrane. The transcript is spliced from 3 exons. The record is from RefSeq and is a predicted model, not a curated record.